AUGUCUCCCGCGAUCCUGAAGUCGGAUAGCCCUACUACUAAUCGCUCGUUCAGCAGCUCGCCGGCGCCGAGUGAUGUUUCCUCUGACUUCCCAUCCGAGCCCAUUGCCAUCUGUGGAAUUGCCUGUCGUCUCCCUGGAGAAGCCACAAACCCCCGCGCAUUCUGGGACCUGCUUUCUACAGGACGAACAGCGCAAUGCAAAGCCCCCUCGUCUCGAUUUAAUGUCGAGGCAUUCUACCACCCAAAGGGGCAGGAUCGCCCUGGAAGUAUGAUGACCGAGGGUGGAUAUUUCCUCAAUGAAGAUAUCCGCGAGUUCGAGAACGGGUUUUUUGGUAUUAACAAUCUCGAGGCAACCCACAUGGACCCGCAGCAGAGAAAGCUGCUCGAGGUUGUUUACGAAUGUCUUGAAGACGCUGGAAUUCCCUUGGACCAGGCUUCUGGAUCUAAUACGGGGUGUUAUGUUGGGAACUUUACCGUUGACUAUAUGUCUGCGCCCAGCCUGAGCCGCUACUCAGGUACAGGGUUAGGAACAACCCUCCUGGGCAAUCGGAUCAGCCACGUCUUCAAUCUCCAAGGACCAAGCCUAGUCAUCGACACAGCCUGUUCAUCAUCGCUAUACUGUCUACACACCGCGUGCGCCGCCCUACAGAACUACGAAUGCGACGCAGCCAUCGUCGCCGGCGCAAACCUCAUUCAAUCCGCAGAGCAGCACAUAGCAACCGGAAAACUCGGUGUUCUGUCUCCGUCCUCGACCUGCCAUACCUUUGAUUCCGCUGCCGACGGAUACGGACGGGCGGACGGCAUCGGCGCGCUCUACGUGAAAAGACUUAAGGAUGCGCUUCGUGAUGGUGAUCCAAUUCGUAGUGUUGUGCGUGGCUCUGCGAUCAAUGCUAACGGUCGAACGCCCGGAAUCAGUCUACCCAGCGCAGACGGGCAAGAGUCGGUAAUCCGAAAAGCCAUGGCGCGGGGCAGUGUUUUGCCCAACGAGAUUAAUUAUAUCGAAUGUCACGGUACAGGGACUAAAGUCGGGGAUGCAAUUGAGGUUGAUGCCCUCGCACGGGUCUUCCCACGCACGCCGAACCACCCGCUCCUCAUCGGGUCGGUCAAGAGCAAUGUUGGCCAUUCGGAGGCGGCAAGCGGUAUCUCUAGUGUGAUCAAGGGGACGAUGAUUCUGGAACAUGGCCUGAUCCCGGGGAGCUACGGGGUUAGGGAUAUCAACCCUAAGUUGAAGGCGGAGGAGCGUCACAUCGUCAUUCCGACUGAGUUGACUGCUUGGCCGGAUCUUUCGCCUCGUGUUAGGCGCAUUGGUAAGUACCGUGCCAUCAUAGCCACCAGAGAGAAGAAUUCUGACCAUGGCAACAAUGAUAUAGGAAUCAACUCGUUUGGCUACGGUGGCGCCAACGCCCAUGUUAUUCUCGAGGAAGCGCCCGAGAGAUCAGCUGCACUGAGUUUGAGAGCUUCAUCACUGUCCGCGGUUGUGCUCCCUCUCUCGGCCUCAACUGCAGCGUCCCUCGAAGCCCGCGUUGCCGACUUCGCGCACUUCGACUAUGGCACAACCAAUAUUCUAGACCUCGCACAUACCCUCGCCUCUCGACGCUCUCAGCUGCCAAUGAGAGGGUUUCUAGUUGCGCCACGCUCAGAAGACAUUGCGAGCUCGUUCUUGACAGGGUCCUUCGUCACGGCGAGCAGCCCCGUUUCUACAAAGGCGUCUACACCUUUCGCCUUUGUCUUCACGGGACAAGGCUCGCAAUGGCCCGGCAUGUGCCGUGAGCUCUUCUCAGACUUCCCCGUCUUCCGAGACGCUAUCGCUGAGAUGGACAUGGUGCUGAAGGCCCUCCAACACGGCCCGUCGUGGUCCCUCAGGGAAGUUAUCCUCGCCGACGGGGACAGCGACAGCAACACGCGCAUCCACCUCCCGCAACUAUCUCAGCCCUGCUGUACGGCGAUCCAGGUUGCGCUGAUCCAACUACUGUCUUCGUGGGGUAUCGUCCCCGCCGCCACAGUCGGCCAUUCUUCCGGUGAGAUCGCGGCUGCGUUCGCUGCUGGGUAUCUAUCCGCUGCAGAGGCUAUUGCUAUUGCUUACUACCGCGGAUACUGCGUCACCAGGUCCACUCGCGAUGGGGCCAUGAUGGCCGUCGGUCUAUCCGAGGAAGACACAGCCCAGGCAAUCUCCGACGCCGGGAUGACCGACCAGGUACGCGUUGCGUGCGUCAACUCCCCCGGCGGGGUCACUGUCUCAGGGGACAGACCGGCAGUGGAAAGUCUCUCUGCCAUCAUGAAAGAGAACGGGACCUUCGCGCGGGUGCUGAAAACAGGGGGACAGGCUUAUCACUCCCACCAUAUGCUCAGCGUGGGGGAGGAAUACCAAACUCUCCUGGAGCAAUUGCUGCCUCAACUGGACGUCGCCAGUCGCCAGCCCCAGGGCCCAUUAUUCAUGUCCUCUGUAACUGGGCAGGUCAAGCUGUCCGGGUUUUCGCCGAGCUACUGGCGCCAGAACCUGGAAGGACAGGUAAGGUUUGCGCACGCAAUUGAGAAAAUGUACGAAGAGAUGGGGCCCUACUGCUUUAUCGAACUGGGGCCGCACUCAACGAUGGAGCUCCCGAUCAAACAGACGCUAGCUGCGAUGGCGAACGGGCCCCCCGAGACAGAAGUGCAGUAUGCAGCGCCGAUCAAGAGAAAUAUCAAUGCCGUGCAGAGCGUGUUGAGCUUCGCGGGCAACCUCUGGCUAAAGGGAUAUGACAUCAACUGGACGCGAGUUCAUGGUCUGCAAAAAGGCGCGUCCAAGGCCCCGGUCCCAUGUCGGGUGUUGACGGAUCUCCCGAAGUACCGGUUUACAUACGGCGAGCCCCUGUGGCAUGAGACAAGGGCCAGUCUGGAGUUCCGGAAGCGUAAGCAUCCGCGCCAUGAGCUUCUGGGCAAUCUCAUGCCGGGCGGCAAUGGGCGUGAUAUUAUCUACCGCAAUGUGCUGAGGCUCGAGGAUGUGCCGUGGCUUGAGGACCAUCGGCUUGGAGAGACUGUGGUUUUCCCCGGCGCUGGGUAUUUGGCUAUGGCUAUGGAGGCUGUUAUGCGGGCGACGGAUACCCCCUGGCCGCGGGCCCCCGCCCUGGUUCUGGAGGGUGAGGCUGCACCGCCGACAGAGCUCUUCACGUCGAUCCAUCGGUCCACAAUCACCAACGCAGCAAGCUCGACGAUAUGGUGGGACUUUGCGAUCUCCACACACCGCAAUGGGUCGACGACACAGCAUUCAGCGGGCAGCAUCACCAUCCGCAACCGCGAGACAGAGACAGAGACGGCGGCCCUCACUUCCAAGUAUCAGCCAUCGACCGUCAGCCUUGAAGCGACAGCUAGACGGACGUGGUACGAGAGAUUCGUCAAGCAAGGAUUGAACUACGGCCCUGCCUUCCAGACGAUUUCAGACUUCCACACGCCACGCAUGAAAUUGGGGUCGUGUGCCAGUGCCACAGCGCCGCUCCUGACAACAUUCGGCGAGGACGCUUUCGCCGUAUACCCUAUUCACCCCAUUACUCUAGAUGGCAUGAUCCAACUGGCAGUCGUCGCGGCCGCAAAUGGACGGCCGAAGGAGUUGCUUGCCCAGGUACCAACCAGGCUGGUCUCAGCGAUCGUGCACACAGCCAAGGCACCCAUCGACCAAACCUGCCGGAUGCAUGCUGUUGUAGAGCGGACGGGAUUCGGAUACAUCCAGGCAGGGCUGGAACUGUCCGACGAGGCAGGAGAGACGUUGGUACAGGUCAAUCAAAUCCGACUGGCCCCAUACCACUCUCUCAAACAGAGCGAGCCUGAAGACACGCGCCAUCCCGUUCUCCGCGUUCUCUGGAAGCCGGAUAUUUACGGUUUAGGGCUCAUCGAGGCGAGUGCUGCGCAGCGACAUCUACAGGCGUUUGCAGAUGAGGCCCAUUCCCCUGUUUCUGACGAUGGGAUCCUCAAGAUGGGGGCGAUGCUAGACCUACUAGGGCACAAAGAUCCGGAUCUGCGCAUUCUGGAGGUUGGGAAUGCCUCGCAUGAGCUGACCACAGCCGUUCUGGAGAUGCUGUCGUUCCAAAGUGAAUUUCGGCGUGUGCGAAGCUACACCACAGCUGUCUUUACCACUGACGGCACAUUAGUCGGGGAUCCUGUUGACUUUGAGACAGGGGCGCGGUCCGAUACACCGACGCCUCUAGGAGACGAGAAAUUCGACCUCAUCCUGAUCCCGGGUCUGGAUGAGCAGGUCGCCCAGGGCAUUGACACACUGACCAACGCACUGGCAGCCCAUGGGUCAAUCCUAGCCCUGGCCUCAAGCUCCGACUCAGCGAGCCCCUUCCUAGCCUCUCAAUCUUUAUCUACACUGCCGAUAUCUUUGUCCCCUAGUCCAUCCACCCUUCUCUUUUCCCGGGCACGAUCAGACCAAGCGCCAAUGCAGAAACCAAAAUUCCUGAUCGUGGAGCGAGAUGCCAAAACAGCGCUCGGUUCUGCCCUCGCCGACGCACUGCGCCCAAUUCAAGGCCAAUGGGUGCUGCAUGUGCCGCUGCACCAACUCACCCCAGAGCAUGUCUCUAGCGGAACAACAGUCUUCAACCUCUCCGAGCUAGAGUCGCCACUCCUAGCAACCAUCUCCGACGACGACAUGGCGCGCGUGAAAAUCCUCACUGACAACGCAGCGUCCCUAGUCUGGGUAACCGGCGGCAACCUCAUCCACGGUGACAACCCCGACUUCGCGCUCGUGUCUGGCCUGUCCAGGGCCGUGAUGCUCGAGCAGCCGUCGCUGAGAUUUUAUACAUACGACGUCGACGCCCCAGCCCGGACAGACCACGACCACAUCCUCUUCACCGCGCAGCGUCUGGUCUCAGUCAUCGCCCAGCAAGGCAAGGUUCCUGACCUCGAGUUUGCACAGCACAUGGGCAGCGUCCACGUGAGCCGCUUCACGCCAGAUGAGGGAGUCAACGCGCUCUUCCGUCGCAGGCAGGGUCUCCAGGCCACGCCGGUCCGGUUAGCUCAUGCACCGGACGUGCGGCUGGCGCUGAAACAGGCUGGUCAGCUCGACAGUAUUUACUUCCAGGAGCAGGAGGCCCCGCUGGCGGUGGCGCCUACGGAGGUGCGGGUGAAGGUUGCAUCCAUGGGGCUCAAUGCGAAGGACUACUAUGUCCUGGUUGGACAGGUGGACACGCCGGACGCGAGCUGCCAGGUGGAUUUCGCGGGGACGGUGGUGGAUGUUGGAUCUGCGGUGACAGAGUUCAGGGUUGGGGAUAGGAUUGUUUCGAUGGCGCCCGGGCAUUUCCAGACUUAUCGGACGGUGCCGGAGUGGACUUGUCAUCGGCUUUUGGACACAGAGAGCUUUGAUGUCUGUGCGACUUUGCCGGUGGUGUUUGCGACUGCGAUCUAUGGCCUGCAUUAUCGAGCCCAUCUCCAGGCUGGGGAAUCGAUUUUGAUUCAUUCGGGGGCCGGGGGGGUCGGGAUCGCUGCCAUCCAGCUAGCCUUAAAUGCUGGCGCUGGCGAGAUCUUCACCACAGUCUCCAGUGACGAGAAGAAGCAGUAUCUCAUUGACCAAUUCGGCCUCAAACCCUCGCAUAUCUUCAGCUCACGCGACUCCUCGUUCCUCGAAGGGGUUCUGGCCGCUACAGCCGGAAAAGGCGUCGACGUCGUGCUCAACUCACUGACAGGCGACCAGCUGCACGCAAGCUGGAAAUGCUGCGCGUCAUUCGGCCGCUUUGUCGAGAUCGGCAAGAUGGACCUCACAACCGCCGGCCGCUUGCAGAUGGACCAAUUCCUGCGCAAUACGACCUUCACGGCGGUCGACCUCAGCCAGCUCUACUACACCGAGGUCAAGGGCCUUCACGCGAUAUGGAAGCAGCUUGUGGGCGAAGUCAUGGCGCUUUACCGCGAGGGGAAGAUCACGCCUAGCGAGCCGCUUAAGGUCUUCGAUAUCAGUGAGACAACCCAGGCGUUCCGCUACUUCUCCUCUCGGAGUCGUAUGGGCAAAGUCGCUAUCAACCUGGAGCAGGAAGACUCCACGAUCCAGGUGCAACCGCUGAAACACGCAUCACGAUUUAGCCCCGACAAGAGCUACAUCAUGGUCGGCUGCUUUGGAGGUCUAGGGCGCACGCUUGCACGGUGGAUGGCGAGUCGCGGCGCGCGCAAAUUUGCUUUCCUCGGCCGGUCCGGCACCGAUAGGACCACGGCGCGCGAGCUGGUUGAAGACCUGGAAGGCCUCGGCGCUGAAUGCCGGGUGGUCCGCGGCGAUAUCUGCCAUGCGCUAGACGUCGAGAAAGUCGCAUUCGCUGCCGCGGCCCUGGGUCCCAUCGGGGGCGUGGUACAAGCAGCAAUGGGCCUCAACGAAGCCCUGUUCUCGGUGAUGUCCAACAAAUUCUGGCACACGGGGAUUGACCCCAAGGUGCAUGGCACAUGGCUUCUGCACGAUAACAUCCAGAAGCACGGUAUCUCAUCUCUGGACUUCUUCCUACUUACGUCAUCUGUCUCUGGGAGUGUCGGGACAGCGACGGAGGGCAACUACUGCGCUGCCAACCACUUCCUCGACCGCUUCGCACGACACCUCCGAGGUAAGGGAUGUCCCGCUGUAGCAGUUGGGCUCGGCAUGAUCUCCGAAGUAGGCUAUCUACAUGAUAACCCUGAGAUUGAGGCCCUGCUUCUCCGGAGAGGGAUCCAGACCAUCGAUGCAGACGAGCUCAUCCAGCUCAUUGACUUGGCCAUCUCGUCGAGUUCAAGAAUGGGCAUCUCCCAUCCCUACGACAGCCUCGCAGCAUCGCACCUCCUGACCGGUCUAGAAGCCGCCGGGCUCAAAGAGCUCCGUAGGAAGGGCUUCGAGGGAUCCCAUCCCGCGCUGGAAGAUCCCCGCGCGAAGCUGCUGAUCAACUCGUUCAACGGCGGAGCGAACGACGGAUCGCAAGACCAGGCCGGUGCUGAUGCAGGUGGACUACCGACUGGAGUAGUCACCUUGAUGCAAGCUGGGGAGUCGCUAACGGAGGCUGUGCUAGCCCAUAUCCGGCGCCGAUUCGGGAAUUUGGUGUUGCUGAAGUAUGACGAUGUGGACACGCGGAAGCCGCUGUCGCAGUAUGGGAUGGAUAGUAUGAUUGGGGCGGAAUUUCGGACCUGGUUUUACCAGAGUCUGUCUGUUGAUGUGCCGUUAGUCAUGUUGUUGGGGACUGCUUGUACGCUGGAGUCGCUGAGGGAUUUGGCUGUGGUGAAUUUGCAGACGGGGGCUGACUAG
This is a messenger RNA of Penicillium coprophilum, 7218 nucleotides long. Its product is annotated as type I polyketide synthase. Bases 1 to 7218 code for a protein of 2405 amino acids. Gene Ontology annotation, molecular function: fatty acid synthase activity; 3-oxoacyl-[acyl-carrier-protein] synthase activity; oxidoreductase activity. The transcript has 6 exons. Gene Ontology annotation, biological process: fatty acid biosynthetic process; secondary metabolite biosynthetic process. The record is from RefSeq and is a predicted model, not a curated record. NCBI's taxonomy places the organism in Eukaryota, Fungi, Ascomycota, Eurotiomycetes, Eurotiales, Aspergillaceae.